AUGGCAAGCCAAACCGCUGUCGUCCUCAUCGAUCCUUACAAUGACUUCCUCCAUCCCAAAGGAAAACUUAACCCGCGUCUGGCAGAGAGCAUCGCCGCCACCGGAACCAUUGAGCAUUUGAAAGAGGUCGUCGCCACGGCCCGCAAGAACAAAAUCCCCAUCUACUAUUGCCUGCAUUGCCAGACGGACAAAUACUCGUUUCAAGGGUGGCAGAUGAUGAAUUGGUCGCUGACGGGCCUCAAAGAGAACUUGGUCUUUGAAAAGGGCUCGUGGGGUGCACAGGUCUAUGAAGGGUUGGAGCCAAACCCCGAGAACGGGGACGUCGUCGUCUCACAGCAUCUCAAUUCCAGCUCUUUCCAAAAUACGGACCUCGACUAUCAACUCCGACAGCGCGGCAUCCGCAACUUGGUCCUGGCGGGCCUUGUCACAAACACAUGUGUCGAGGCAACCGCACGAUACGGAUAUGAGCUUGGAUAUAACUUGACCAUGAUCUCCGAUGGGACAGCUGGUUUCAGCACAGAGCAGAAAGACGUUGCCACCAAGUUGAUCUGGCCGUUGUUUGCCAAUAGGAUCUUGACUGUCGGAGAAUGGGCCAAGAGCCUGGAGUGA
Messenger RNA from Fonsecaea pedrosoi CBS 271.37, 609 nucleotides. RefSeq lists its product as uncharacterized. The record is from RefSeq and is a predicted model, not a curated record. The coding region runs from base 1 to 609 and encodes 202 amino acids. The transcript has 4 exons. NCBI's taxonomy places the organism in Eukaryota, Fungi, Ascomycota, Eurotiomycetes, Chaetothyriales, Herpotrichiellaceae.